AUGAUUGCGAGUUCGCGAACGCCCAUAGCCGGCAUUUUAGUGGCUUUGAUCACACCAUUCACCGAUGAUGGCUCUGCCAUCGACGAGAGUCGUCUAAAAUCACAUAUCGACCAUUUGCUCAAUGCUGGGUGUCAUGGUUUGGUUCCUGGUGGCACCACGGGAGAAUUCACCGCUCUGUCCAUGGAUGAGCGAAAACGAAAUCUCGAACUUUGCAUUGAAUACGCUGCUGGGAGGGCACCGGUUGUGGCAGGAAUUGGUGCGACAACGACGAAAGACUGUAUCGAGCUGGCCGGACAUGCCGCAAAGGUCGGAGCAGCAGCUCUAAUGGUCGUGCCGCCUUUCUAUGAUCCAGUCAACUAUGAACAACUGCAGGAACUUAUGUCUGAGAUCCAUGCUGCCUCAGACUUGGAUAUUGUCUACUACAAUAUACCUUCGGCAUCAGGGCUCACCCUGAGCCCCAAAGAAAUUGCCGGCCUCUCGAAAGUCGGAGUGAAGUACCUGAAGGAUACUUCGGGCAACGCGCCAGCCUUUACCGAGCUAGUGUUUGGCUUGAGCGAUCAGAUCACCGCCUUUAACGGUUGGGAUACAUUGACAUUCUACGGUCUAGCAGCUGGGUGCAAAGUCCUGCUGUGGGACGCCAUUGCAGUUGAAGGAGACCUCAAGACGGGUCGUGAAUUGUGGUCCAAGAUCUAUCCCAUCUGCAAAUUCUUGGAAGAAUACAACUACCCAUCAGCUGUGAAGACGGGUAUGGAGUUGCUGGGCCACCGCACCGGAGGGUUGAGGAAGCCUUUCAAACUUCUCGAGGGCGAGCCAAAAGCCGAGCUGGCAAGGUUAUUGCAAGCUGCAGGUUUGGAGGUCGUAAACCCAUAA
Molecule: messenger RNA, 870 nt
Organism: Exophiala xenobiotica
Lineage: Eukaryota; Fungi; Ascomycota; Eurotiomycetes; Chaetothyriales; Herpotrichiellaceae
Exons: 2
Coding region: 1-870 (289 amino acids)
Biological process (GO): N-acetylneuraminate catabolic process
Cellular component (GO): cytosol
Molecular function (GO): N-acetylneuraminate lyase activity
Source: RefSeq, a predicted model, not a curated record